AUGGUUUCUUCAAAUUCACCGUCAGAGGAGAUUGUGUACCCCACGCACAUGAUUGACAAUGUGUCCGUCCUGAAGUUCCUCGUCAUGGCCUGGACCAUGCGCUUCAAAGAUGUUUUGAACGCUGACAGACUGCACCAAUCGCUAUCGGAAUUACUUACUGUUGGCGAUUGGAAAAGGCUCGGUGGAAGAUUGAGAUAUGGGCAUAACAAACGAGGAGCUCUAGAGGUUCAUGUCCCGACCACUUACACGAUGGAACGGCCCGCCGUGUCUUACUCGCACCAACAUUAUGAUGUCAACAUCGAAGAGCACAAUGCAGCCAAUCUAUUACCAAAAGCGACUAUUCGACCUUCAACCUUUCCAGGAGCAUCGCGACCUCGAGACUUUGGUAUACCACCUGGUGCACCAGCAUCGCUGAAGGAUUAUACCAGUCGAGAUGUUCCAAUGAUCAGUCUUCACAUUAUCACCUAUCAAGACGCGACACUUGUCACUGUCACUUGGCCACAUGUUCUCUUCGACGCGGUUGGAUUCUCUCACUUGAUCGAGGCUUGGUCAACAGUCCUCGCAGGUUACAAAGAACGUGUCCCUAAUAUCAUCGGUCCUAACGAUGAUGUUCUUUAUGACCUUGGGGAGAUAGCCCAGGCUGAACCGCAGUAUGCAUCUAGCGAAGCGCGAAUUCUUUCCGGAAUAGCGUUCAUAUUCUUCGUCAUCCGAAUGCUCUGGAUCAUAUUCACUCAGCCGGUCGUUGAAAGCCGCAUCAUUUGUCUGCCAAAAGACGUGGUAGACAGACUACAUCAGCGCGCGUUGGAGGAUAUCAAGGAAGAGAACUCGGGCCAUGAUGAUCCAUGGGUCAGUCCAAGCGAUGCCAUCUUAGUUUGGCUCACCCGCGCCCUGGUCGAUUCAUCUAAGACACCACGUCCGAUCAGCAUGACAACUCCAAUCGACACACGAAACCGAUUGUCUCAACUUCAGAACUUCGAUGGAGUCUACAUUCAGAACAUGAUCCUAGGUUCCUUCGUCAACAUCGCACCGGGUGACCUUCGCAAGCCAUUGGGGGCGCAAGCUCUCGCAAGUCGCCGAGGCUUGUUGCAGCAACUAGAUGAGUCGAACUUGAUCGGCAUUCUCCAACUAUUUCGCAAACGCUGA
Fusarium tjaetaba is the source of this 1143-nucleotide messenger RNA. RefSeq names its product BCL5p. NCBI's taxonomy places the organism in Eukaryota, Fungi, Ascomycota, Sordariomycetes, Hypocreales, Nectriaceae. The record is from RefSeq and is a predicted model, not a curated record. Bases 1 to 1143 code for a protein of 380 amino acids. The transcript has a single exon.